Messenger RNA from Platichthys flesus (European flounder), 2025 nucleotides. RefSeq lists its product as uncharacterized. The coding region runs from base 1 to 2025 and encodes 674 amino acids. The record is from RefSeq and is a predicted model, not a curated record. The transcript is spliced from 13 exons. NCBI's taxonomy places the organism in Eukaryota, Metazoa, Chordata, Actinopteri, Pleuronectiformes, Pleuronectidae.
AUGACCUCACCACCAGUCACUAUGACACCACCACCAAUCAACAUGACGUCUCCACCUUCAGUCAACAUGACUUCACCACCAGUCAUCAAGACAUCACCACCAUUCAGCAUGACCUUACCACCAGUCAACAUGACAUCACCACCAUCAAUCAACAUGACGUCUCCACCUUCAGUCAACAUGACCUCACCACCAGUCAACAUGACAUUACCUCCAAUCAACAUGACCUCACCAACACUCAACAUUACAUCUCCACCAAUCAACGUGACCUCACCACCAGUCAAGCAACCAGUUACCAUGAUAUCAACACCACCAGUUAACAUGACCUCACCACCAGUUAACUUGCUUGAUGCUGUCUAUUCGGAAGAAUAUGGAGACAGAUUCGUUGGAACUAAGAUCAUCUCUUUCAGUAAAGGAUCAGUUGUUGUAGAGGCUGAGCUUCAGUUCAAAAAUACCAGCUCAGUGCCAGAAACUACUGCUGCGGAAAAUGUUCUGGUGGAUGAAGCAACCAACAAUCCCAACUUCUCUCUUUCAAUUAACACAUCAAGCAUUGUUAUAACAGAAAUUGCUACACCAACAACAAGCCCAGCAACUGUUACAACUGUGCCUAUCACUUCAGCUGCCAAUGUCACAGUUGCUACAACUGCUGCAACCUAUGUUCCAACUGGCUCUACAGUCAACAUGACCUCACCACCAGUCACUAUGACACCACCACCAAUCAACAUGACGUCUCCACCUUCAGUCAACAUGACUUCACCACCAGUCAUCAAGACAUCACCACCAUUCAGCAUGACCUUACCACCAGUCAACAUGACAUCACCACCACCAAUCAACAUGACGUCUCCACCUUCAGUCAACAUGACCUCACCACCAGUCAACAUGACAUUACCUCCAAUCAACAUGACCUCACCAACACUCAACAUUACAUCUCCACCAAUCAACGUGACCUCACCACCAGUCAACAUUGAUGCUGUCUAUUCGGAAGAAUACGGAGACAGAUUCAUCGGGACUAAGAUCAUCUCUUUCAGUUGCCCCUACCAGCGCCCCAACAGCUGGUCCUACCCCUACAGUUGCCCCUACCAGCACCCCAAAAGCUGGUCCUACCCCUACAGUUGCCCCUACCAGCACCCCAACGGCUGGUCUGACCCCUACAGUUGCCCCUACCAGUGCCCCAACAGCUGGUCCUACCCCUACAGUUGCCCCUACCAGCGCCACAACGGCUGGUCCAACCCCUACAGUUGCCCCUACCAUUGCCCCUACCAGUGCCCCAACAGCUGGUCCUACCCCUACAGUUGCCCCUACCAGCGCCCCAACGGCUGGUCUGACCCCUACAGUUGCCCCUACCAGUGCCCCAACAGCUGGUCCUACCCCUACAGUUGCCCCUACCAGCGCCACAACUGCUGGUCCAACCCCUUCAGUUGCCCCUACCAGUGCCCCAACAGCUGGUCCCAGCUCUACAGCUACUACAACUACUGCAACUACUACUACCACUCCUGGAACUACUACAACUACUGCAACUACUACUACCAUUCCUCUCCUGCAACUACUACAACUACUGCAACUACUGCAACUACAACGUCCACCACUGCAUCAACAGAUCCUCCCUCAUCUAGUGAGGGAUCACUUGGCCUUACCUUUAGUCUGAACCGAACAUUUACAUCAGAUCUAUCCAACUCAUCCUCAACAGCGUUCUCGACUUUAGCUUGGAAAGUGGUCACUGUGCUAAAUGAAGCAGGGACAAAGAAUUAUGGAGCAUCUUACCUUCGCUCCUUAGUUAAUUCAUUCAGUGAAGGAUCCGUGAUUGUCGAAUCAACGCUUGUGUUCAGCGAUAAAGACUCUGUUCCCUCAGUGAGUGAUGUAACUUCACAAUUCAGCAAGGAACUUGCCAGCUCUACCUCUCUGAACGUUAUACAGGGCUCCGUUUUUGCACACUCAACAUCAAAGAGUGCACCUCAGCGCACUGAGGCCUCAUUGGCAUUCUUCUCAGUAACACUGCUGGCUGUGGCACAGAUGCUCAUCAACUUGUAA